Messenger RNA from Manis pentadactyla (Chinese pangolin), 839 nucleotides. RefSeq lists its product as uncharacterized. The transcript has 3 exons. The coding region runs from base 1 to 681 and encodes 226 amino acids. Lineage: Eukaryota; Metazoa; Chordata; Mammalia; Pholidota; Manidae. The record is from RefSeq and is a predicted model, not a curated record.
AUGCUUACAGGGCACAAGGAAUGGAAGGAAAGGCACCUUAAUGUUAACCCGGUUGUCUCCGGGGAUCAAGGGUUCGGCCCAAGAGCUUCCUUCCUUGUGCUUUUCUGUUCUACUUUGUCGACAGUGAAAAGCAUUAAUUUAAUAAUCGGGGAGGAGGCGCAAGGCCGGGGCUGCAGGUCGCGGGGCCUGGCAGGGCAGGGGCGCCUGGGAGCCUGCCCCGCCCCCGCCGCUGCCCGCAGCCCUGCUGCAGACAGCUGGCAGGGCCGCCCACUGGGCCGCGGUCUCACCUGGCCGCGGGAGGCCCUGGGCCACGCGGGGUGGGCUCCGACUCGGCCGCUGGGAGGGGGGCCUGGCUCCGGUCCCCGAGAACCCGGCGCGGCCUCCGCGGAGGCCGAAAGCUCACCAGCGCAACGCCUCCCCGUUGUUCUCAGGCCGCCUCGCAACUCCCCGCCUCCCCGCCUCCCCGCCUCCCGCCGCCCCGCACGGCGCCUCCGCGGACGGCUUCGCGCUCUCGGCAGGCCCGGGCCCCUCCCUCAACCCGCCCUGGAAAUGUCACAAACGUCGUCCUGCCAGCCAAGGACAGCUAUUCUGCCCCUAAAACUUGGAGCACCUGGAAUUCUCCGUGGUCGCUUUCAGGACUGUGUUUUGGGGAAAGCAGCACAGCAUGGAGAAGACAAGUAAUGACUCUAUAGCAUCUUACUACGCUGAUAGACAGUGGCUGCCAUGGGUGGAGGACUUGAUAAUAUGGGUGAAUGUUGAAACCACAAUGUUGUUCAUGUGAAAACUUCCCAAGAUUGUAUAUCAAUGAUACUUGAAUAAUAAAAAAGUAGACAACUUUU